UGGGGCCCGCACAGCAGCGAGGAGCUCAGCAGUCUGGACGCUGACAAUCACACCGAGUCCAUUUACUCAAUUAAAUCAGUUUGGAUUACAGAAUGGAGUCUACAAUUGGAGCGCGAGAAACUUUGUCGCAAGCUAUACAAGCGCGUCAUGGAGCAUGCGGAGUGCCAGAAGCUGCUGGAGGCAGCCAAGAUAUUCGGCGAGAUUACCGACUUUAGCGCCUGGUCUGCCAACGAGCAGUUGCAAUGGUAUCGCAGCUAUGGCGCCAAUUAUACGCACAUGGUGCGCAACAGCUCAACGGAGCCGGCUACGACGACUGUGGACUCUGUGGAGCCGGUGCAGGUGUUGCCGCCGUUUGAGACUUGGCAGGCCAUUGUCAUUGCCAUCUGCCUGGUCAUGUGCAUCAUUCUAACCGUGGGCGGCAACAUUCUUGUGCUAAUGGCCUUCAUUGUGGAUCGAAAUAUUCGCCAACCCAGCAACUACUUUAUUGCCUCACUUGCAGCUACUGAUAUGCUCAUAGGCACCGUUUCCAUGCCCUUCUAUAUGAUCUAUAUACUGACGGGCAAAUGGGAUCUCGGGCCACUGCUCUGCGACUUGUGGCUCUCCGUGGACUACACCGUUUGUCUAGUCUCGCAGUACACGGUGCUGCUGAUAACCAUCGAUCGAUAUUGCUCUGUCAAGAUAGCGGCCAAGUAUCGCAGCUGGCGCACACGCACUAGAGUCAUCUAUAUGGUGUCCAUCACCUGGAUAAUACCCACGCUACUGUUCUUCAUUUCAAUCUUUGGCUGGGAACAUUUCACGGGCAAACGUGAUUUAUUGCCAGGACAAUGUGCCGUGCAGUUUUUGAAGGAUCCAGUGUUUAAUACGGCGCUCAUCAUUGGCUACUAUUGGACCACAUUGAUUGUGCUCUUUGUGCUCUAUGCAGGCAUCUACAAGACGGCCUACGACAUGCAGAAGCGCAGCGAGGCAAAGCAGCGCAAGAUGCAGUCCAUGGUGGCGCUAAGUGCGGGCGCCAUGUCUGGCAUGGCAGGACAUGCCGCUGGCAUAGGCGUUAUCGAGGAGAAGAUAUUGAAAACGAAGGUGCAGCUGUCCAGCGGCAUUACUGACCUGGACAGCGGCACUUGCAAUACAACUGUGAAGCGUUUAAGCGGCUCCGGACAGGCCAAUCCGCUGGCGCAGGCCACCGAAGCGAUUGCUGAGCACAUGACGCCUGAACAGCGACGCGCAUCGGAGGCCAAGAUUGAAGAGUCCAAGCGUGCUGCUGCUGAGGCAGAGAAGAGCGAGCGUAGCAGCAGUCCGGCCUUCGACUCGGAUGAGGAAUCGUCGGUGAAUCAAACGCAGCAGCUGCUCAAUCAACAGAAGCUGGCCAAUCUUCGCAAGCGCUCCUCCAUUGGUCUGGUAUUUGGUGCGCAGGCCGCGCUGCUGGCCACACGGCACAAAGGUAAUUUGCAUCAGAGUUGCAGCAACUCGAAGUCAAUUGAAGCCAUGCACUCCAUGGGCGCCAAGUCGCCACAGCAUGUGUCCAACAAGUCAAGUAUGCAGCGCGCCCAGAGCAAGGAGGAGGUGGGCAUGGUGCUGCAGCAGCAGCAGCAGGCACAUACGCCAAUUGAGCGGCCCAAGCGCACCUCCUGCUCGACGCUCUCCCAAAUAGCCGAGCAUGAACGCCUUAUUGACUUCCACCCGCCACCCGCUAAGCCGCAUCCGCUCUCGCCCGAGGAACUGGCGCCCAUUGAAGUGCCACGCGAACAGGUACAGCAGUGCCUGGUGCAGGCCAUCUUGCCGCCCCCGGAAGCCUUUCAGUGCACCACACCCCUAUCCGACUACUCUGACAAUCCCUUUGGCAACAGCGGCUCCGGCAAUAGCGAACUGGCCAUGACCUACGACCUGAUGACCAACAACUCUGAGCUGCGCUACAUGGACGAAAGCUCGGCCAUGCAGGCGACCAUCACUGAGAGCGCCACCAGCACGCAUGUAACCUCCUCCCAGCGCAGUGUCAUUCCACCACCGCCACCCGCACGCAAACCGAUCCAAAGCUCCCCCAGCGCAUCCGUCAGCGAGGAGCCCAAGCCGGUUGCCAUUGAAAAAUGUCUUCUCGUCUCCUACACAGGCAUCGAAGACUUUGCCAAGGUGCGACGCGAGAGCUGCAUUGAGGCCAUCUGCCUGCUGGAUGUGCCCAAUGAGCACGGCAAGAUACUGGCCGACUGCCCGCAUCGGCGUGCCUCCAGUCCCAUGGAAACCAGCAGCAAGGACGCGGUGCUCUACUCACCCAUGCCACCGGUACCGCUGCCGCAGCCAAAGUCGCUGCCAGCCACAAGCAGCGCAGUCAAUGCACCGCAGCCGCUGGAGCGUAUUGAUGAGCGCGAGGCCUCGGACAGCAACACCAACAAAAUGCACUCCACAUCGGGCACCACCAGCAGCUCGGGCGUUGGCCAAGCGGGCAGCAUACGCAAAGCUGCCAAUGAGGCAGAGCAGGAGGGCGGCAGCGGCAGCGGCAUAUCCCGCCGUGGCUCGAGCAAGCGCCACUUUAUGCACUCGAUUGGCAAGCACUUCAAGAGCAAGAAGACGCUGCCGCUGGUAAUGGGUAUAGGCGGCAGUCGACAAAAGUCCAAGUCCGAGAAUCGUGCGCGCAAAGCGUUUCGCACCAUUUCGUUCAUUUUGGGCUGCUUUGUGGCCUGCUGGACGCCGUAUCAUGUGCUGGCGCUCGUCGAGGGCUUCUGCCGCAAUCCGCCGUGCACCAACGAGCAUCUGUUCAUGUUCUCGUACUUUCUCUGUUAUGCCAACAGUCCAAUGAAUCCCUUCUGCUAUGCGCUGGCCAAUCAGCAGUUCAAGAAGACCUUUAUGCGCAUACUCAAGGGCGAUUUGCAUAUGACCUAAUUUAUUUAUGUUACGUUUCGCAUUGUUGACGCGACCACUGCAUCCGGUUUGGCAUUGCAUUUUGUAGACAACACAUACACACAUACACAAUAGGCACAGCAUAUAUUCCCCAGAGCCCCAGGAAAUGUUGUGCCAAACACAGAAACAUUUUAUUGCUUUUAGAUUUAGAUUGAACAAAAUGCUCCGCUAAACGGCAGAUGAUGCAGUUGGCUCGGGUUGGUCGCUCUCUUUCCUCCUUCAAUUGAAAACACUGAUUGAAUUCAAAAUUUAAAAGGUGUGCGCACUAUGCUGCGAUAUGCUAAGUAGCCAAAGGUAAAGGUGUGUGUUAGUUAGAAUGGAACUACAUAAGGUUUAGGACAGUUUAGUUUAUUUGGCACUAAGUCAAGGCAAAUGUUUUAGACAAUAAAUAAAUUAAUGUCUCU
Drosophila busckii is the source of this 3293-nucleotide messenger RNA. It is a transcript of the gene mAChR-B, whose product is annotated as probable muscarinic acetylcholine receptor gar-1. Gene Ontology annotation, molecular function: G protein-coupled acetylcholine receptor activity; G protein-coupled serotonin receptor activity. Gene Ontology annotation, cellular component: dendrite; synapse; membrane. The transcript is spliced from 3 exons. The record is from RefSeq and is a predicted model, not a curated record. Gene Ontology annotation, biological process: adenylate cyclase-inhibiting G protein-coupled acetylcholine receptor signaling pathway; chemical synaptic transmission; G protein-coupled receptor signaling pathway, coupled to cyclic nucleotide second messenger. NCBI's taxonomy places the organism in Eukaryota, Metazoa, Arthropoda, Insecta, Diptera, Drosophilidae. The annotation marks the transcript as partial.